Geosmithia morbida is the source of this 663-nucleotide messenger RNA. Its product is annotated as p24 family protein delta-1. Lineage: Eukaryota; Fungi; Ascomycota; Sordariomycetes; Hypocreales; Bionectriaceae. The transcript has 3 exons. The record is from RefSeq and is a predicted model, not a curated record. Gene Ontology annotation, cellular component: endoplasmic reticulum; Golgi apparatus; COPII-coated ER to Golgi transport vesicle. Gene Ontology annotation, biological process: intracellular protein transport; Golgi organization; endoplasmic reticulum to Golgi vesicle-mediated transport. Bases 1 to 663 code for a protein of 220 amino acids.
AUGGCUUUCCCCCGAUCGAUUCUGAACGUCCUGUGCAGCCUCCUGGUGCUCAUCGGUGCCGUUGACGCCCUCAAGCUCGACGUGACGGCUCACACAGGUCGCGAGACGCAGAAGAAGGAGCGCUGCGUGCGAAACUUUGUCGCCAAGGAUACUCUCGUCGUCGUCACAGCCAUUGUUAGCGGUACCAAGGGUGACGGCAUGAUGGUCAACAUUCACAUUCGCGAUGCCGAGGGCAACGAGUACGGUCGUCCGAGGGACGUUAUUGGCGAGUCGAGGACCGUCUUCACCUCGCACUCUGAUGCUGCCUUUGAUGUCUGCUUCGAGAACGUCUCUACUGGACCCAAGCGUCCCAACCCCUCCACCCGCUCCAUCGAACUCGACGUCGACAUUGGCGCAGACGCCAAGGACUGGGCCGCCAUCCAGGCCACCGAGAAGCUCAAGCCCGUCGAGGCCGACCUCCGCCGCAUCGAGGAGCUCACGGGCGAGGUCGUCCGCGAGAUGGAGUACCUCCGCAGCCGAGAGCAGAAGCUCCGCGACACGAACGAGAGCACCAACACGCGCGUCAAGUGGUUCGGCAUCGGCACCACCUGGCUCCUCGUCGGUCUCUGGGCCUGGCAGAUCAUGUACCUGCGCGCCUACUUCCGCUCCAAGCAUCUGAUCUAA